This is a messenger RNA of Capronia epimyces CBS 606.96, 1752 nucleotides long. RefSeq names its product cell division cycle 20-like protein 1, cofactor-APC complex. Lineage: Eukaryota; Fungi; Ascomycota; Eurotiomycetes; Chaetothyriales; Herpotrichiellaceae. Gene Ontology annotation, cellular component: anaphase-promoting complex. Bases 1 to 1752 code for a protein of 583 amino acids. Gene Ontology annotation, biological process: anaphase-promoting complex-dependent catabolic process; positive regulation of ubiquitin protein ligase activity; positive regulation of anaphase-promoting complex-dependent catabolic process. Gene Ontology annotation, molecular function: anaphase-promoting complex binding; ubiquitin ligase activator activity; protein binding. The transcript has 2 exons. The record is from RefSeq and is a predicted model, not a curated record.
AUGGCAGAAGACUCCAUAGCUCCGUUGACUAUCGACACCUCCGAUCGUCCACGCACGCCAUCUUUACCUACUCCGGUUGGCUCCAAAACGCCUCCUACAAUAGCCAGCAAGCGCUUUCUAGGGAACGACGAGGGUAUGUCAGCGAUUCAGCGUGCUACCGAGGCUAUGGAGGCGGAUGCUCUCCAUCGGCGGUUAAAAGAGAUCGAAAGCGCAGGAAGGCAGAGGGACAGAACCCCCGGGCGAAGUCCUAGCCGGAAGAGGCAGCGAAUAUACGGAGAUCGGUUCAUCCCGAAUAGAGACGGACAAGACUUGCAAGCGAGUUACAGCCUGUUGCAUGACGAUGGAUCCCCAUCAACACCUUCUAGAUCCAAGAAGAAGCCACCGACUGGCGAACUACACUUCCAGCGCACCGAGGAAGCGAACAGGACCUAUUCGAAGGUGCUGCGAAAUGAAUUGAUGGGUGACACAGUUCCUCAAGAUUACCGAUCUCUUUCGCCGGACGAUCUUUUCGGCCGCCGCCGGACUCCUCCUGGGCAAUCGUCAGUUUCAGCUCUUCCACCAGCGUCAAUGACCCCGACUACUCCCCACAAGAAUAUGUUUUCGUAUAAGUCUCCUCAGAAGGUGCUAGGAUCUGGACACCCGACGCCAUCCUCAAGAGCUGGCAGGCAUCCAGGAAUUAUCAAUUUGAACGCCAGAUCUGACCUGUACUCUAUAUCACCAAUCAACUACUCUUCUCAGUCUAUCCUGCAAACCCCUCGAAAGCAGCCCCGGCCCAUUGCCAAAGUUCCCUACAAAGUGCUGGAUGCUCCCGAAUUAGCAGACGACUUCUACCUGAAUCUGGUAGACUGGGGCUCGGCCAAUAUCCUCGGUGUCGGGCUUGGGUCAUGUGUUUACUUGUGGAACAGCACCACGGGUAAGGUGACCCAACUGUGCAAACUGCCCGACAAUGACCUGGUGACAUCUGUGGCGUGGAUACAGCGAGGGUCGCAUCUCGCCAUCGGGACACACAAGGGCUUUGUUCAGAUAUAUGAUGCUGAAAAGUCUAGACGAUUACGGACCAUGACAGGUCAUUCGGCGCGAGUUGGGGCACUAGCGUGGAACGACCACAUCUUGACAUCCGGAUCCAGAGAUCGCUUGAUCUACCAUCGAGACGUCCGCAGUCCUGACCAGUACUUACGAAGGUUAGCAGGACACAAACAGGAAGUCUGCGGACUGCGGUGGAAUACUGAAGACGGCCAACUUGCUUCAGGUGGAAACGACAACAAGCUGUGCGUCUGGGAUAAACUGUCGGAGACUCCCCUCUACCGAUUUUCUAAUCAUGUGGCCGCGGUAAAAGCCAUUGCCUGGAGUCCUCAUCAGCACCACUUGUUAGCGUCGGGCGGUGGUACCGCGGACCGUUCGAUUAAAUUUUGGAACACCGCAAAUGGGUCUCUGAUCAAGGAAAUCGACACAGGAAGCCAGGUGUGUAAUCUGGCUUGGAGCAAGAACAGUGACGAAAUCGUCAGCACGCAUGGCUACAGUCAAAACCAGAUUGUCGUGUGGAAGUAUCCAAAGAUGGAGCAAGUGGUCAGUCUUACUGGGCAUACGUUCCGCGUUCUUUAUUUGAGUACGAGUCCCGAUGGAACUACAGUUGUCACUGGGGCAGGGGACGAAACACUGCGGUUUUGGCGCGUGUUUGGCAAGAAGGGCAACGAGGGCAGAAACAGCGACGGGAUAUCAGGGAGACUGGCUGAUUGGGGUGCAAUCCGCUAA